Molecule: messenger RNA, 982 nt
Organism: Musca vetustissima
Lineage: Eukaryota; Metazoa; Arthropoda; Insecta; Diptera; Muscidae
Product: neuroguidin-like
Exons: 4
Biological process (GO): maturation of SSU-rRNA from tricistronic rRNA transcript (SSU-rRNA, 5.8S rRNA, LSU-rRNA)
Cellular component (GO): nucleolus; small-subunit processome
Source: RefSeq, a predicted model, not a curated record
GCUCUCGAUUACGACUGUGAAGUCCAAGAACAACAGGACAUCCCCCAGGCCAUACAGCUGUUGGGUGAAAUGAAUAGCAAUGUAAAACAAGUUACCGAUUUGGUUGAGGGCAUGUUGCAGCGUGUCAAACGUGGCGAACUGACCACAGAAUACGGGCUCAGUUUUCUCGAAGUCAAAUAUCAUAUGCUACUCGAUUAUCUCAUAAAUUUGACCUAUGUUGUGCUACGCAAAUGUUCUGGUGAAACAAUUGAAGGUGAUCCUUCAAUAGAACGUCUGAUUGAAAUUCGUACCGUUCUGGAAAAGAUACGACCCAUAGAUUAUAAACUCAGAUAUCAAAUAGAUAAAUUGGUGAAAACCGCAACCACAGGUGUUUCCUCAACAACAGAUCCAAUUUUAUAUAAACCAAAUCCUGAAAAUAUGUUAACUAAUGAAAAUGCCGAUGGCGAUGAGGAUGAAGACGAUGAUGACAGUGCUUCCGAAUCCGAUGAAGAGGUGGACGAUGAGCAGGGUGUUAAGAAACCCAAAAAGGGUGCCACCGCCGGCAAGCCUGGCAUUUAUGUGCCACCCAAAAUCAAACCUGUCUACUAUGAUGGUGAUGAGAAACCCGAGGAUAAGGAAAAGAAAUUGCUGGAAAGGGCCAAGAAACGGGCCAUCACGUCCUCCAUGAUGGAAGAUUUGAAAGAGGAAUAUUUGGAUGCACCUACAGAAAUUUCUUCCGGUUCACGGGCCCAACAGAUAUUGUCUCGAGCCCAAAAGGAGAAGCAGGAAUAUGAGGAAGCCUAUUUGACACGUCUGCCUGUGACCAAAGCUGAAAAGCAUCGUAAUAGGAAAUUAACAACAUUGGGUACAUUGGGCGAUGAAAUCUUGGGCGAAAUUAGCCGUGAUGCUGCCUUACGUGGUGAUUCGCUGGGUGGCAAAAAACGAAAAGCCAAAUCGGGUAAAGGCAAAAAGAAAGGUGGCAAGAAACGUAAAUUCCAUUAAA